Mesitornis unicolor (brown roatelo) is the source of this 447-nucleotide messenger RNA. Its product is annotated as avidin-like. The record is from RefSeq and is a predicted model, not a curated record. NCBI's taxonomy places the organism in Eukaryota, Metazoa, Chordata, Aves, Mesitornithiformes, Mesitornithidae. Gene Ontology annotation, molecular function: biotin binding.
AUGGGGAACCUCAGCUGCUGCCUCCUGCUUGUCCUGGCCCUGCUCAGCCCCCACACUUCUGCUGCCAGGAAGUGCAACCUACAGGGCCUGUGGAAGAAUGAGCUGGGCUCCAACAUGACCCUCUCAGUCCUGGAUGUGGCUGGGACUUUCUCGGGCUCCUACCACACCCCCCCACCCGCCGUAACAGCCACCAACAAGAGGAUCCUGGUGUCACCCCUGCAAGGGGUCCAGCAGCACCCUGGCACCAAGGGGCAGCCCACCUUCGGCUUCACUGUGCAGUGGCAGUUUACAGACUCCACCACAGCCUUUGUGGGCCAGUGCUUCGUGGACCGCCGGGGGAAGGAGUCGCUGGAGACUGUGUGGCUCCUGCGGGAAGAGGUCCCAUCCCGCAGGGACACCUGGAAAGCCACCAGGGUCGGCACCUCCAUCUUCACUCGCAUCAAGUGA